AUGUUUCCCGACGGGGUAGGAGCUGGAGGCGCCGGGAGAAGGAGGGCAUGUCUUCUCUCCCUGCUGCUCGUUGGCCUCUGGGGCCCCGUGGCGUGUCGCCGGAGCCCCGUGGAGGACAUCUGCACAGCCAAGCCUCGGGACAUUCCUGUGAAUCCCAUGUGCAUUUACCGCUCCCCAGAGAAGAAGGCGCCCGAGGAGGAGGGCUCCCACCAGAAGGUCCCCGAGGCCACCAACCGGCGGGUCUGGGAACUGUCCAAGGCCAAUUCCCGCUUUGCCACCGCCUUCUAUCAGCACCUGGCAGACUCCAAGCAUUACAAUGACAACAUUUUCCUGUCGCCCCUGAGCAUCUCCACAGCCUUUGCUAUGACCAAGCUGGGAGCCUGUGACAACACCCUCAAGGAGCUGAUGGAGGUUUUUAAGUUUGAUACCAUCUCUGAGAAAACGUCGGACCAGGUCCACUUUUUCUUUGCCAAACUGAACUGCCGACUGUACCGAAAAGCCAAUAAGUCCUCCGAGUUGGUAUCAGCCAACCGCCUGUUUGGAGACAAAUCCCUUACUUUCAAUGAGACCUACCAGGACAUCAGCGAGUUGGUCUAUGGGGCGAAGCUCCAGCCCCUGGACUUCAAGGGAAAUGCAGAGUCAUCCAGAAUGACCAUCAACCAGUGGGUAUCCAAUAAGACCGAAGGGCGGAUCACUGACGUCAUUCCCCAGGAUGCUAUUAACGAGUUCACUGUCCUGGUGCUGGUCAACACCAUUUACUUCAAGGGCCUGUGGAAGUCCAAGUUCAGCCCCGAGAACACAAGGAAGGAGCCUUUCUACAAGGCCGACGGGGAGUCGUGCUCAGCAUCCAUGAUGUACCAGGAGGGCAGGUUCCGCUACCGGAGCGUGGCGGAGGGCACCCAGGUGCUGGAGCUGCCCUUCAAGGGGGACGACAUCACCAUGGUGCUCAUCCUGCCCAAGCCCGAGAAGAGCCUGGCCAAGGUGGAGCAGGAGCUCACGGCGGAGGUGCUGGAGGAGUGGCUGGACUCGCUGACGGAGACGCUGCUGACGGUGCACAUGCCCCACUUCCGCAUCGAGGACAGCUUCAGCGUGAAGGAGAUGCUGCAGGACAUGGGCCUCCUGGACCUGUUCAGCCCGGACAAGUCCAAGCUCCCGGGCAUCGUCGCGGGGGGCCGGGACGACCUCUAUGUCUCAGACGCCUACCAUAAAGCAUUUCUGGAAGUGAACGAGGAAGGCAGUGAGGCAGCGGCCAGCACCGUUGGCGUGAUAGCUGGCCGUUCGCUGAACCCCAACAGGGUGACCUUCAAGGCCAGCAGGCCCUUCCUGGUUCUUAUCAGGGAAGCUGCUCUGAACACGAUCAUCUUCAUGGGCAGAGUAGCCAACCCUUGUGUGAACUAAGGUGUUCUUGCUCCUUGCACCCCUUCCUCUUCUGGUUUGUGAACAGAGGUAAAAAUAAAUACGAUUACUCCCACCUCACAGUAUGAA
This is a messenger RNA of Molossus molossus (Pallas's mastiff bat), 1485 nucleotides long. It is a transcript of the gene SERPINC1, whose product is annotated as serpin family C member 1. Gene Ontology annotation, biological process: regulation of blood coagulation. Bases 1 to 1398 code for a protein of 465 amino acids. The record is from RefSeq and is a predicted model, not a curated record. Lineage: Eukaryota; Metazoa; Chordata; Mammalia; Chiroptera; Molossidae. The transcript has 7 exons. Gene Ontology annotation, molecular function: serine-type endopeptidase inhibitor activity.